AUGGCAGAUAGGGCCUCGAAAUCCUCCUUAUCGGCGGAUAUCCCAGUGAUCGCCGAAGAUGCCCAGUCAGAAAUGUUAACAGCAGCUCUCAAUAACAGACUUCGGUGGAAAACGGAUCUUGUAGUCCUCCCACUCAUCGUCCUAACUUCAACUCUAGCUUUCUUGGACAAGAAUGGCAUGGCCUACGCAGCAGUUUACGGCAUGAAAAAAGAUGCACAUCUCGUCGGCCAAGAAUAUAGCUGGCUUGGUUCAAUCUUCUACUUUGGCUACCUAGCCAUGGAGUUCCCCAUCCUCUGGCUCCUAACUAAAGUCCCCAUUGGGAAAUUCGUCGGCAUCACUGUCUUCAUCUGGGGCGGCAUUCUAUGUUGCAUGGCUGCUUGUCAUAGCUUUGCUGGCUUGGCUACUGUACGCUUUUUCCUUGGUGUGUUCGAGGCUGGUAUUUUGCCCUCGUUGAUGAUUAUGAACUCCAUGUGGUAUAGGCGCGAGGAGCAGCCAUUGAGAACUGCAUUGUGGUAUAACACGCUUGCUGGGAUUUUCGGUGGUAUAUUGAGUUACGCUAUCGGGAAGAUGCACGCUCCGCUGGCAACAUGGAAGUAUAUCUUCCUUAUAUACGGCUCAGUAACCAUGGGCGUCGGCAUUCUUGUGUUCUUCGCCCUUCCAGAUUCGCCCAGCAAAGCCUGGUUCUUCAAUGCCGAAGAGAAAAAGGCGGCUGUGAUUCGAUUGGCCGAAAACCAGACUGGUGUGAAUUCGCACAAGAACUGGAAGAUGCCGCAAGUUCUCGAAGCUCUCAAGGAUCCGAAGUACUGGUGUGUAGCACUAUUCGUCAUUGCUCAAUCGAUCACCAAUGCUGGAAUCACAAAUUUCAACCCACUGAUUAUAAAGGGAUACGGUUUCUCUGCUUCAAAGACGACUCUUAUGGCCACUCCCCAGGCGGCCGUUGCGCUCGUGGCACAGAUCUUUUGUACCACACUAACAUUCUACAUCCCCAACAUUCGAUGCAUCCUGUGGGUGCUCUCCGCAUUACCUGCGCUAGCUGGAGCCAUUAUGAUUCACGUACUCAAGAUCGCCUCUGCCCGAACGGCAUCACUGGCCGGGGUGUACCUGAUGGGAUUCUACAACGUCUCUUGGGUUCUAAUGCUAAGUCUCCAGUCAUCCAAUACCGCCGGGAUGACCAAGAAGAGCUUUGUUUCCGUCUCGAUUGCAAUCUUCUACGCAGUCGGUAACAUUGUUGGGCCGCAGUUCUUCCUGACUUCCCAGUCUCCAAAAUACAGUCUCGGCAUCGGGGCUAUGCUGUGCUGUUUCGCUAUCAUGGCUGCUACGGGUAUAUUGUAUGGUGUGCUGGUGUUUGCGGAGAACAGGAGGCGAGAUAGGGUAUUUGGGAUCCCGGAGAGGGAUCGCGUUGCGGUUGGUUUGGCUAUUGAGGAUUCGGACCAGACGGAUGGACAAAACAAGGAGUUUAGAUAUGUAUAUUGA
Messenger RNA from Lachnellula hyalina, 1473 nucleotides. RefSeq names its product putative transporter. Gene Ontology annotation, biological process: transmembrane transport. Gene Ontology annotation, cellular component: membrane. The record is from RefSeq and is a predicted model, not a curated record. Gene Ontology annotation, molecular function: transmembrane transporter activity. Bases 1 to 1473 code for a protein of 490 amino acids. The transcript has 8 exons. Lineage: Eukaryota; Fungi; Ascomycota; Leotiomycetes; Helotiales; Lachnaceae.